GCACCACGGUAGUGAGAGUUGUGGUCUUUGCUCGAAACCACCACCGUGACCAAGGUUUGGACUCGGUUCAACGCGGUCAAGGGAUUUUAGAUUUGAAUGUCCUUCAAAAGACCGGGAGAAGCUUUCAGUCGACCUGCAAAACGUCCGAGAAAGGAUGAUGAAUACCUCGAAAUUGACAAUGAAGACGAUGUGAUCCCUCCAUCCCCACCUGAGAACGUCAAGGAUAAUUCUCUUCCUCGUGGCGCUACUAUCAACCUUGGUGUUCUCACACGCAAGCUUGCAGAUGCUAAGAAGGCGAAAGAGGCUGUUGAUUCUGGCGACAUCUCAUCUUUGGAACAGCAUAGACGUGCUCAAAACAAGCUCGUUUCGUAUUUAUUCGACAAUCAGGACUUCUCAUUCUUGCAUCUCAAGCCAGACCACGCAUCGCGGCCUCUCUGGAUUAGCCCGGACGACGGUCACAUAAUUCUCGAGAAAUUCUCGCCUAUUGCCGAACAAGCUCAAGACUUCCUCACUGCUAUCAGCGAGCCUGUUAGCAGACCAACAUUUAUACAUGAAUACAAGCUCACUCCCUACUCUCUGUAUGCGGCCGUGUCUGUUGGGCUUCAAACUGAGGACAUAAUAGAAGUCCUCAAUCGUUUGUCGAAAGUCCCAGUCCCAUCCACAAUAGUCGACUACAUUCGUUCUUGCACCCUCAGUUAUGGCAAGGUCAAAUUGGUGCUGAAGCAUAACCGAUAUUUUGUCGAGUCCAGCCAUCCAGAGACGUUGCAGUUACUCUUAAAAGACGGUGUCAUUCGUGAAGCUCGUAUUCUCAGUGCUCAAACAGACAACAGCAUCAAGGCGGCUACGUUUACUACUUCGAAGGCGCCUGUAAAGGGCAAUCUUGUCAUCCCUGGGACGAAGGAGGCCGAAAAGAAGAACGACGUCAAUGUCAAUUCAGCUCAGAAUAAUGAGAAUCUCUUCACAUCUGUAGUUGGGGUUGAGGAAGACGAAAUCGACGAGGACGAUGAUAAUGUCCACGCCUUUGAGAUAAAUGACGCGAAGAUAGAUGAUGUCAAGAAACGUUGUAACGACCUCGAUUAUCCUAUGUUGGAAGAAUACGAUUUCCGAAAUGACACUAUUAACGCCAAUUUGGACAUCGAUCUCAAGCCUGCAACCGUCAUCCGACCUUACCAAGAAACCAGUCUGAGCAAGAUGUUCGGGAACGGACGUGCAAGGUCCGGAAUCAUCGUCUUACCCUGUGGUGCCGGCAAGACUCUAGUUGGGAUCACAGCGGCUUGUACGAUCAAGAAGUCUUGCCUAGUCCUCUGCACAUCCUCUGUUUCUGUCAUGCAAUGGAAACAACAGUUCAUGCAAUGGUCGAAUGUCACCGAUCGGCAGAUAGCGGUUUUCACUGCUGAUCAGAAAGAAAAGUUUGCGGGGGAGAGUGGUAUCGUCGUGUCAACCUAUUCGAUGGUCGCCAACACGCAUAACCGGUCACACGAGUCGAAGAAGAUGAUGGAGUUUCUGACAUCGAGGGAGUGGGGGUUCAUUCUAUUAGACGAGGUCCACGUCGUUCCAGCCGCGAUGUUCAGAAGAGUCGUUACCACCAUCAAAGCACAUUCGAAACUUGGAUUGACUGCCACCCUCGUCCGUGAGGAUGACAAGAUUGCAGAUUUGAACUAUAUGAUUGGCCCUAAGCUUUACGAGGCGAAUUGGAUGGAUCUCGCCUCCAAGGGUCACAUUGCCAACGUUCAAUGUGCUGAGGUAUGGUGCCCAAUGACACCGGAGUUCUACCACGAAUACCUUCGCGAGCAAUCUCGAAAGCGCAUGCUGUUAUACUGCAUGAACCCAAACAAGUUCCAAGCAUGUCAGUUCCUGAUUAAAUAUCACGAAGAUAGAGGAGAUAAGAUCAUCGUCUUUUCUGAUAAUGUCUUUGCUCUUGUGGCGUAUGCAACACGACUACGACGACUAUUCAUUCAUGGCGGCACAGGUCAGGUCGAACGGAUGCGGAUUCUUUCGCGAUUCCAGCACGACCCAGAGGUCAAUACUAUAUUUUUGUCCAAGGUUGGAGACACGUCGAUUGACUUGCCGGAGGCGACGUGCUUGAUUCAGAUAUCUUCUCAUUUCGGUUCACGUAGGCAAGAAGCCCAGCGGUUAGGACGCAUCCUUCGAGCCAAGCGGCGAAACGACGAAGGUUUCAAUGCAUUCUUCUACUCGCUCGUCUCUAAAGACACCCAAGAGAUGUUCUACAGUACGAAACGCCAACAGUUCCUCAUCGACCAAGGUUAUGCAUUCAAAGUGAUUACCAAACUGGACGGGUUGGAGAAACUUCCUGAACUCGUCUACCGAACACGAGACGAACAGAUUGAGCUUCUUCAAUCUGUGCUGAUCGCCAACGAGAAUGAUGCUGAUUUAGGUUCGGACAUUCGAGCGGUGGAGGGUGAUUUGGCAGGUACGGUCACUUCGAAGGACUUUGGACCGACGAGGUUCCCGCAGACGCAGAGGACAACGGGAUCUUUGACGGCGUUGAGUGGUGCGCAACAUAUGGCUUAUAUGGAGCAGAACCGUUCGGCGAAUAGGACAUUGGCUAAGACGGCUGCUGCACCUCAAAGACAUAAGUUGUUUGCGAAAAGGGAGCGGGAGAAGGUAGCGAUGAGGAAGGAGGCUAAAACAGCUUCGUCCUCCAUGGCUGGAUGAAACCAUCGGUGUCAUUAUACUGAAGUCCAUAAUUAAUUACGGUGAAUAAUGUAGCGCGAAGUGUGAUCAAGAGAAAACACAGAGUCCCUGGAUCUAUC
Molecule: messenger RNA, 2774 nt
Organism: Marasmius oreades (fairy-ring Marasmius)
Lineage: Eukaryota; Fungi; Basidiomycota; Agaricomycetes; Agaricales; Marasmiaceae
Gene: PTR8
Product: transcription factor TFIIH complex ERCC-3 subunit
Exons: 15
Coding region: 97-2676 (859 amino acids)
Biological process (GO): nucleotide-excision repair; transcription initiation at RNA polymerase II promoter
Cellular component (GO): nucleotide-excision repair factor 3 complex; transcription factor TFIIH holo complex; transcription preinitiation complex
Molecular function (GO): DNA binding; hydrolase activity; 3'-5' DNA helicase activity
Source: RefSeq, a predicted model, not a curated record